GAAGUCUACUACAUUAUAUAUGAUGGAAUCACUGCUGAAUCAUGGUUCGUUGCCAUAGUAACUCAUAAAAUUUAAAUAAAUACUACAGUUGUAUAGUAGUUCAUAAAAGAAAAAAGUUUGUAAGUCUAUGAUGUUUUGUGGAAAAUAAAAAGCAUAUUUUUUUCUGUGCAUUUUUUUAAACAGGAAUGUUUCCACAAAACGUGCAGAUAAAAGAUGGGGAGUAUACAAAAAUUAUUUAUACAAUGAUAAAGGAGCAAAGGUAUCAGGAAGCCAUCCAAGUUUUGACUAGUGUUUUGCAGACCAACUCGGCUUCCCGAGCAGGGCUGUCUCUCUUGGCCUACUGCUACUUCUACGCUCAAGACUUUGUGAACUCGGCCAACUGCUACGAGCAGCUGAUGUACCUGCUGCCGAACGAGACAGAGUACAAGCUGCACUAUGCCCAGGCACUGCACCAGGCCUGCCUCUACGAAGAGGCCAUGAAAGUCAUUUCUCAGAUAGACGACCCACAAUUCCGAGGACAAAUUACGAAACUGCAGGCUGCUAUCAAGUAUGGAGAGGAAGAUCUACCUGGAGCGAAAAGUCUUGUAGAUAGCUGCCCGCAAGAUGACCCAGAUACUGAAAUAAAUCAUGGCUGCUUACUCUACAAGGAAGGACGUUACGAAGAUGCAUUACAGAAGUUCACAGUGGCACUUCAAGUAGUGGGCUACAGCCCGCACCUUUCGUACAAUGUUGCACUCUGCUAUUACAAACUCAAAGUGUAUGACCCUGCUUCAAAGCACAUUUCGGAGAUUAUUGAAAGAGGUAUUUGUGAACAUCCAGAGUUAAGUGUUGGUGCCACCACUGAGGGUAUUGAAGUUCGUAGUGUUGGCAACACACUCACCCUGCAUGAAACUGCCCUGAUUGAGGCCUUCAAUCUUAGAGCAGCCAUUGAAUACCAGCGGAAGAAUGACGAGGCAGCACGGGACGCCCUCACGGACAUGCCUCCGCGCUCGGACGAGGAGCUGGACGCCGUGACCCUCCACAAUCAGGCUCUCAUGAACAUGGAGGCCAGGCCGAUGGAAGGGUUCGAGAAGCUGCAGUUCCUCCUGCAGCAGAACCCAUUCCCGCCGGAGACGUUCGGCAACCUGCUUCUCCUCUACUGCAAGUACGAGUACUACGACUUCGCUGCCGACGUUCUGGCGGAGAAUGCUCACCUCACGUACAAGUACCUCACUCCAUACUUGUAUAGUUUUCUGGAUGCUCUAAUAACCCAGCAGACUUCGCCAGAAGAAGCAUAUCGCAAGUUUGAUGAAAUUGCUUCCAGGCACACGGACACACUUAGAAAACUAACAAAGCAAGUCCAAGAAGCAAAAGAAAAUCAUGAUGAAGACUCAUUGAAGAGAGCAAUUGGCGAGUACGAAGAUGCAUUGGAAAGGUACAUUCCUGUGCUGAUGGCGCAGGCAAAAGUGUACUGGGACAUGGAGAACUAUGCUCAGGUGGAGAAGAUAUUCCGCAAGUCGGUGGACUUCAGCAAUGACAACGACACGUGGAAACUGAAUGUGGCCCAUGUUUUGUUCAUGCAAGAAAACAAGUUCAAGGAAGCCACUGGCUUCUACGAACCCAUCGUCAAGAAACAUUCUAAUAAUAUUUUGGAUGUGAGUGCCAUUGUACUGGCCAACUUGUGUGUGUCCUUUAUAAUGACUUCGCACAAUGAAGAAGCUGAAGAAUUGAUGAGGAAGAUAGAGCACGAAGAAGAACGAUUGACAAAUGAUGAACCUAAUAAGAAAAUAUUUCACCUCUGUAUUGUGAACUUGGUGAUUGGCACCUUGUACUGUGCUAAAGGCAACUAUGAAUUUGGGAUAUCCAGAGUGAUAAAAAGCCUUGAGCCUCACAGUAAGAAGCUAGGGACUGACACAUGGUUCUAUGCCAAAAGAUGUUUCUUGUCUUUGAUAGAGAAUAUAGCAAAACACAUGAUUGUAGCAAAAGACUCUGUGUUUCAAGAGUGUAUACAGUUUCUGGAACAGUGUGAAGUUUAUGGAAAGGAUGUGAAAACUGUCAUUGAGCAUUCAUUACAAGAUCUGAAUUUGCAAGAAGGUAAAAAUACAGUGACAUAUGAAGCGCGAAUGUUAAAAUCACUCUUGUUACGCUUACAAAUGAAGUGAUAUCACAUAAAAAAAGUAAGUGCUCAACCAAACAAUUCACCAGCAAGAAAAACACAUAUUUAUGCAACACUUCAUUGUUAAUCACCAGUUGUUAUGAACCAAUAGAGUAGUAAACACAGUCCAUUUCACAUCUGAAAUUUUUUUAAGAAUACAAAAUUUAAUAUAAAUAUUUUUACAUCAAAAUAAUUUUCUUUAAAGUCACUUAAUACAUACAUGUAAUUUAUUGCUACUAGUCAUUAUUGCUACUAUUGAUUGUAAGGAUAAUUGUGUUUAAAAUUAAAUUAAUGCACAUUCACCAUAAA
This is a messenger RNA of Bacillus rossius redtenbacheri, 2443 nucleotides long. It is a transcript of the gene Ttc30, whose product is annotated as intraflagellar transport protein 70A. Lineage: Eukaryota; Metazoa; Arthropoda; Insecta; Phasmatodea; Bacillidae. The coding region runs from base 186 to 2141 and encodes 651 amino acids. Gene Ontology annotation, biological process: intraciliary transport. Gene Ontology annotation, molecular function: protein binding; intraciliary transport particle B binding. The transcript has 13 exons. Gene Ontology annotation, cellular component: axonemal microtubule; intraciliary transport particle B. The record is from RefSeq and is a predicted model, not a curated record.